GCUGUCCGUUCGUUCGAUCGUUCGUCCGCCUGUUCGCGUCUUCAGCUCGAUCACCGUACUUGCACGGCAUACUAUCCGUUCCCGGGUGACUACGUCUGAUUGUCUGCCAAGAACACAAAUCUAUUCCGAUAGUCUUGUCGACUUUUUUCCUUUCCUAUCGACUGUCAACCUCGCUGAACUCUUUCGCAUAUUCUUGCACCAAGCGUAUUACUUUCACGUGAUCAAUUCGUGAACGUUUUCCCCUCUAGCCAUAUUCAUUGUUUUGCACGUUCUUUUGCACCCCCGUCUCCAAAAAACCACCACGAACCGGUUCACUGUCGCCACACGUCCAAUAAGGACGAGCGAAAAGAUCAUUGUUCGGCUCUGCGCCAGCAUCGUCUUCGAGUGGCUGAUCAGCUAGUGCUUACGGCCAGUACAACUCUUUUCGUGACACACGUAAAUCUACAGCAGUGGACACGGACGAGAUAAUUCACUCGCACAUGAGGAAGACAUUCGCGUUGCAGUGAUCGACGCCAGUCGGCCGACUGCCGCCGUCACCACCGCCGGCGCCUCCUAUAUACCGUCAUGUUAAUAAUGGCGAUGACAACAACGAUGACGACAACAACGGCGAUGACGGCGAUCGCAAUCUGGUGCGUGGCAGCCGUGAUGGGCGCCGCCGGUGGUCUGGUGUUGGACGGCACGUACGGCCAGUUCCGGAAGUGGAACGCGGGUGUCAACGGCACACUUGAGAUGGAGUUCAAGACAAGGUCACCGAACGGGCUGCUCAUGUACACAGACGAUGGCGGAACGUAUGACUUUUUCGAGCUGAAAAUGGUAGAGGGCACCUUGCGGCUACGAUACAACCUGGGUGCCGGUGCCCAAAUAUUGAUGGCCGGCCACGACUUGUACGACGGCCGGUGGCAUCGUGCGGCCAUCGAGCGCCGCGGGCGCGUCACCACCCUGGCCGUGGACAACGCGACCAGCGCGGCCGCGUCCGCCGGCAAGGAGCUGCAGUUCGGCCGGUUGGCGUCUAACUCGCCAGUGUACGUGGGCGGUAUGCCCGGCUGGUACAACGGUCGGCUCACCCGGCUCGCCUUGCCAAGUGUCAUAUUCGAGCCCCGGUUCAGCGGCGCGGUCCGCAACAUUGUSUACACCGACGACUUUUACCCGUAUCCUAGGCGACAGACCGCCAUCACCGACCCAGUCCGACAGCCAAAGGUCAGUGAAAUUCCAUAUUAUCACCAUAUCACCAUUAUGAUUACAAUACGCAUACAUAUGUCAGGUUACAUCUGUAUGAACAAUCACGAAGCAUUUAAUGAAUUACUAUUGAGUAAUGAGCUGUUAAACACGUUUUAUAAACCCAUGAUUGGUCCAUUCAAUUUUAUUGAACUAUUACAUUAA
This is a messenger RNA of Diuraphis noxia (Russian wheat aphid), 1380 nucleotides long. It is a transcript of the gene Nrx-1, whose product is annotated as Neurexin 1. The record is from RefSeq and is a predicted model, not a curated record. Lineage: Eukaryota; Metazoa; Arthropoda; Insecta; Hemiptera; Aphididae. Gene Ontology annotation, molecular function: calcium ion binding.